Microsporum canis CBS 113480 is the source of this 300-nucleotide messenger RNA. RefSeq lists its product as uncharacterized. The record is from RefSeq and is a predicted model, not a curated record. The transcript is spliced from 2 exons. Bases 1 to 300 code for a protein of 99 amino acids. Lineage: Eukaryota; Fungi; Ascomycota; Eurotiomycetes; Onygenales; Arthrodermataceae.
AUGUCGGUGCCAGUGACGGUAUUCGAUGGCCUCGCAGGCCCGAUGUACAAGGGGGGCAAGCCAUCCAUGUACAUACACGCCUUGGGUAUUUUUUGGUGUUUGGAUACAAGGGCAUCGGUCGUCAGCGAGGACGCAAGCGACGUUCCUAACCAAGAACGGCCGAUAAACUUUUUGGCCUAUCCAACACCCAGCAAGCGUCAAGUUUUAACUCUCAUAGCUGGGAGAUCUCCGUAUUCGGCCCCUCUUUCACCUCCACAACUACUAUUGAUGGCCUGGGCACUUGAAAAGCAAUUUCCCUGA